Molecule: messenger RNA, 2538 nt
Organism: Closterium sp. Yama58-4
Lineage: Eukaryota; Viridiplantae; Streptophyta; Zygnematophyceae; Desmidiales; Closteriaceae
Source: the annotation of a GenBank genome assembly
AUGUUCCCCCAGCGGUAUGCAGCAGCGGGGUACCGCACAUGUCUGGUGGUGCAGUCUCAGGACCGAGUGGCCGACAGGCUGCUCGGCAUGCGCCUCACACCCACCCCCCAACCCGUGCCCGCACCCGCUGCUGCUGCUGGUGAUGCUGCUGCUGCGGACGCUGCCUCCCAGACGUCGCUGCUGUGUGCUCUCCGUGUGGAAACCACCAAGCUGCUAUUGGCUCCUCUUGAGGUUAUAAAGAAGGCGGACGAGCGGCUGGGGAUCACACAGGGCGCACUGGCAGAGGAGUGUGGUAUACAGGAUGAUGGACGAACGGGGGAGGCGGAGGUGGAGGUGUUUGAUGGACCCACCACGUGGGAGGUGCUGCAGAUCCUGGCCAGCCUAGAGAAGAGCAGGUGGUAUCUGAGGAGGUUCCGAGCGCUGGCAGAGCGGACAGACAUCGGCCGCGUGGCCCUGCCCUCCGUAGCUCGCCUGCUGGACUCCAUCGUGGGCUCCUCCAAAGGGGGUAGCGGGAGUAGCAGCAGUGGGAGUGGGAGUGGAGGGGAGGAUGGGCAGCGCAGCACGGCAGAGAUAUGGGAGAAGCUCGACUCCUUCCUCUCUAAAGCCGUCUCAGCCUUUGCCGACCCCUACCGCACGUCUGUCUUCCUAUUGGCCGACACAGCGAGCCACUCAUCAGUCGACACGUGUCGCCGCAUCUGGGGCUGCGCAGUGCAAGCAGGCGUGUCCCCUUCAGGCGUCUUCCUUCUCCCAUCGGACGUAGCAUCAGAGGGACUGGCAGAAAAGUUUUCUCCGCUGCCCGUGGCAGAGCUGCCCGUGGUAUCAGAGGAGGCACCGGCGGCUGUAGCGGCCGCGGCCGGGCAGAUGAGCGACGGGGCAGUAGCGGUUAUGAACGGGGAAGGUGUGGGGAAGGCUCCUCCGGCCGUGGACGUGGACGUGGCAGCAUGCACGGUUCGUCUGUUUCUGCCGGGAUUCGACAAGCAAGAGGUCAAGCUGCAACAGUGGAAGGGCGGGGCAGAGCUGCUGGUAGAAGCAGGGGACCAGAGGCGGUGUGUGGAGCUGCCCCAAGCCAUUCAGGGGAAGUCUCGGCAUUCAACUACUAACUACCACAUCAACACGCUCACAGACGUUGCGGCCUUCCUUUCUCAAUUCAUAAUUACGCGCUACUCACUGCGCCUCUCGUCUCGUUACGUGCCAUAUUCCGAGAGCCUGUCCGAGAUCGCUCACCAGUUAGCACCUCUAUCAAUAGCUCUGCGUAGAUCACCUCGUAGUAGCUCGAACAUCGUCAUGGCACGCACUGCAGCUCCUUCCACGCUGGGGCUUGUCACUCUGCUCGUCACAGUUCUUUUGGCAGCACAACGAGUCGAAGCGGGCCGGUUUCUCCCCAGCGCCGGCAAUCUUCCCACCAACCGUCUUCCACCCAGCUUGAAUUCAGCCGUCGCGGCGGCAGGCGCAGCAGCCAGCAGCAGCAACCCCGCAGCAGCGCUCAAAUCGACGCUCUCAGGCCUCCAGUCGUCCCUCAACGGCCAGAUUACGUCUCUCGACGCGCUUCUCAAGAAAUCGCUCGAGAAGAUCUCGGCAGCUCUCAAAAGCAGCCCGUCAGCUGCAGAAGACGCGCUCCAGACGCAGAUAUCCACGCUAAAAGCCAACCUCGCUGCUCUAAACGAGAGCCUCGUCAAUCUGAAAUCGCUGAACAACUCAGGAUCGGAUCUGAAUGUCACGGAUUUUAUUUCCUCCCAGAUCUCCGGGAUUCGAUCAAACAUUUCCUCCAUCAGCACCGGCAUCGCCGCUUUGAACAAGGACCUGGACGGGAUAAUCGGCUCGCGCGUAGGCUCGGGGGUAGGCUCGGGCGCAGGCUUGGCGGGCGCGUUGCGUCCAGCAGCCGGGGCGGCUUCCACGAGUGGGAGCGCGGCCAUCCGCGCGGCGGUGAGGCAGCGGCUGGCGGCUGUGACGCAGCGAGUGGCGGGGCUCAACGGGAACGUGUCCGCCCUCGUCGGAAUGGUGACCGACUUGCACAGCGCGCUGAGCAGCGCUCUGGAUGGCGCUCUGGAUGGCGCUCUGAACGACGCUUUGAACGGCGCUCUGAAUGGGGGCGGCGGUGUGAGCGGCGGCGUGGUGGGGAAUCUCGCGAAUCUUCUGCCCCAGCAGGCGGGCAUGCUGCGUGCCGUGCUGACGUCAUGCAAUGGCCUGCUGUCUCUCCAAGCCGGCGCUGCUGACAUUCAGAUCCUCAAGAUUGGCUCGAACUACAUGCUCACAUACUACCUGUACGUAGCAGGAGUGACCAAGGCCCCGGACCCGCAGGCCAUUGUCAAGGGCAGCGCCUGCGGCACCGCUGCUGCUUCAGCAGCCCUGGCCCUGCCUGGCACGUGGGUGCCCAUGAGCCCUGUGUCGUGGUCGUUGGCCAAUGCCGUCAGGGCGUCCGCUGCUGACGUGGCGGAUGUGCUGGCGUCGAUCCAAGGGAUCACCAAUGAUGACCUGUACAUUGGAUUCUCAGGGGAAAAUGGGACACUGUCAGGGAGAAUGAUGGGUGGAAGAGUGUGA